AAACGUCUCACAAUAUUUUUUUAGCACCCAGCAAUAACACAAACAGACAACCCCCCACCACAUCUUUAACAUGUGUAUCUUUACCAUCAGUACACCCAUCUCUGGCACAGAAUUUACGUCCAGUGAAGAGUUCACACUCACAAAACCAUCCAGGAGACUUAGUUUUCCAAUCAAGGAAGUGAUCUUUGCCAUUGAAGAAGAUCUCUCUGGCGAUCAACAAGUAAAUGAUCGUCACCACAUCCGUCGCUCCCUUUCCAUUAGUACUGAGGACUUGCCUAUACUUAUAAUGGAUUUGGACGACUCGUCCGAGAAAGCACUAAUCGACUCUUUUGCUUCCGCCUUGGAUGCAUUUCAACUGUCCUCUACUACUGGGGCCAGUAGUUGCUGCGCCAUGAAUGAUUGGUCGUCAUCUACUCACAACCGCCGCCGUAGUCAUCGUAGACGCAAUGCCAUGGCUUCCACGGACUAUGAAAAGAACAUCUUUUCUUUUGCAGACUUGUUCCUUUGAACAAACAAACAGGCCAUGAACUCGUCUUAUCUUUGGCCAAUGUUCCGGUGCACAACUUGCUGUUGGCAGGAACUCAAAAAAGCAAGCUAGGCUGACCCUCACCAGUACAGAAGCACCUCCGCAUCUCGCCAGCAUCAGCUAGACAGGAGAAAGAUCCAAUGAACAGAUGGGACUGUCAUUGCUACACACAUUUCACAAACGAAGAUGUAAUCUACUGUCAAUUCUACGUAAUAAAAUUUUGCAACAUCAACCAACCUUUUCAACAAACAGUUUUUUUAAAAUAGAUUCUUCACAAGGUGAC
Seminavis robusta is the source of this 809-nucleotide messenger RNA. NCBI's taxonomy places the organism in Eukaryota, Bacillariophyta, Bacillariophyceae, Naviculales, Naviculaceae. The record is from the annotation of a GenBank genome assembly.